Molecule: messenger RNA, 9500 nt
Organism: Schistocerca cancellata (South American locust)
Lineage: Eukaryota; Metazoa; Arthropoda; Insecta; Orthoptera; Acrididae
Product: chondroadherin-like protein
Exons: 18
Coding region: 1-4116 (1371 amino acids)
Molecular function (GO): protein binding
Source: RefSeq, a predicted model, not a curated record
AUGCACCUCGUGUUGCCGCUGCUGCUGGUGCUGGCCAGCCCGCCGAGGUGCGGGGCGACGCGGCCCUGCGCGGACAUCCUGGCGGGCGGUGUGCGCGCGCCGUGCCGCUGCGACGUGCUGCUGCCCGAGGCAGGCGACGCGGGGCCCGGGCUGGCCGUCGACUGCGACGGCGUCGCGUGGCCGGUGGACGCGGCGCUGCCGCCGGGGGCGCCCGUCGUCGCCUUCAGCCAGAGGGCGGCCGGCCUGCAGGCGCUGCCGCAGCACGCGCUGGGCGCGCCCGGACGCCCGCCGCUGCGCACGCUCGACCUCUCCCGCAACCUGCUGCGCCGCCUCACCGAGAGGUUGCUGGGCAGCCUGCGAGACUCCCUGGUGGAGCUGCGGCUGGCGGACAACCUGCUGGGCGACGGCCUCAACCCCGUGUUCUCCAGCCAGGAGCUGCGCGGCCUGCGCCGCCUCGCCCUGCUGGACCUCUCCAGGAACCAGCUGCGGGCGCUGGAGCCGGGCCUGCUAGAGGGAUGCACCGAGUUGCAGGAGCUGCUGCUGGACGGCAACGCGCUGUCUGAGGUCCCGUCUUCGUCCCUCAACGGACCCCGGGCGCUGUCUGUGCUGUCGCUGUCCGGCAACCGCAUAGAGGCGGUCCCGACCGGUGCCUUCUCCGGGCAGAGCUCCCUGGAGCGGCUGGAGCUAGCCAACAACUCCAUCACCACGCUGGAGGGAAGCGCGUUCACCGGGCUCUCCAGGUUGCGCUACCUCGGGCUCUCCAGGAAUCGGCUGGAUAAGCUCAACAGUGAUGUCUUCCAAGGUGCGGACAACUUGGAGCAGCUGGACCUGUCGCAGAACUUCCUGAAGGAGGUGCCGGCCGCCGCCAUAAAGGCCUUCGCUAGCCUCCGCCACCUCAACCUCUCUGCCAACACCAUACAGACCCUGGAGAACAGCCAGCUGGCCUCGCUGCCAGACCUGGAGUCACUGGAUCUCAGCCGCAACCGCAUCGCCAGCAUCUCUGCCGGAACGUUCCGGGGCCUCGGCAAGCUGAGAAUGCUCGACCUGGGCGUCAACAUGCUGCGCACGGUGGAGGACGGUACGUUCGAGGGGCUGCCGGCGCUGUCGCGCCUCUCUCUGCUGGACAACAACGUGCUGUUACUACCGGCCGCAGCGCUGUCGCGCCUGCCGCGGCUGUCGCACCUGCAGCUGGGUUUCAACCGCGUGGCGGCACUGUCGGCGGACAUCCUGCGGCCGCUCUGCCCGCGACUCGAGGCGCUCUCCCUGGCCAGGAACCUCGUCAGGGAGCUGCCGGCUGCCGUUUUUGCCGGCUGCGAACACCUCGCCGCCGUCGACCUCAGCGGCAACCUACUCGCCGGUGCCCUCCAAGGGGGCGCGGCGCUGUCAGGCGUGGGGGCGACACUGUCGCGGCUGCGCCUGUCGGACAACCGGCUGUCGGCACUGCAGGGCCCGCUGCACCUGCCGCAGCUUAGGCUGCUGGACAUCUCCGCCAACAGGCUGACGGAGGUGCCACCCCUGUCCAACCUGACGUCGCUGCUGCACCUCAACCUCAGCUCCAACCCCCAGCUGGGGCCGGCACUCGGGGGCAGCGCGCUGCGCAGCUUGCACCAGCUGCAGGUGCUCGACCUGUCCUCCGUGGGGCUCAAGCACGUCACUCCGGCACUGCUCGAGACCUGUCCCAACCUGCGGACCGUCAGUCUCAAGGGCAACCAGCUGCAGGAGGUGCCCGAGGGAGCAUUCGCGGCACUGCGCAACCUCACAACACUGGACCUGUCUGAGAACGCCAUCCUCAACGUGCGGGCCGGCGCUUUUUCCGGGCUGUCGUCACUCCGGGUGCUGCGCCUCCAGGGCAACAGGAUCUCCGCCUUCAAGGGGGAGUUCUUCCGUGGCACGGAGCCGACUGCACUCGAGGAGCUGGACGUGUCGAGGAAUGAGCUGAGCUACGUGUUCCCGUCGGCACUGAAGAGGACGCACCCGCUGCUGCGUGAACUGCGCGCCGCCGACAACAGGCUCAGCUUCUUCCCUGCGGCGGAGCUCAUCUCGUCGCUGCAAUUCCUCGACACGGUCGACCUCUCCGGCAACAACCUCAAAACUGUCGACGACCUCGACUUCGCGCGCCUGCCCCGUCUACGCAGGCUGCUACUCGCGCGUAACGUCAUCGAGAGUGUCAGCGAGGCCGCCUUCCACAAUUCCACGCAGCUACAGGAGCUGGACCUGUCGGACAACCGUCUGGAGCGCAUCGGCGAACGCCUGCUGGAAGGGUUGCUGCGCAUGGCGCGCCUCGACCUGUCCGGGAACCUGCUGUCGGAGCUGCCGGAGGCGGUGUUCGAGCGGGCAAGGCUGCACGCUCUGGAGGACGUGGCGCUGGCCAGGAACCGCUUCCAGGAGGCGCCUCUGCGCGCCCUCCAGCGGCAGUACUUCUUCCUCGGCUCCGUAGACCUGUCUGCCAACCAGAUCCGCGACCUGCCUGCCGACGACAGCACCCUGGUGAACAUCAAGCAGCUCGACCUGUCGGAGAACCCGCUGAGUGCAGCAGCGGUGGCGGCAGUGCUGUCGGAGCCCAAGACGGUGCGGCGGCUGCGGCUGUCGCGCGUCAACUUGACGGCACUGCCCGCCGGCCCACUGGAGACGCCAUUCCUGAGGGAGCUCGACCUGUCUGGCAACGCCGUGGCGCGCCUGCCACCCGCCGCCUUCGAGCGGGCCACCCUGCUGGAGGUGCUCGACGUCUCCCACAACCAGCUCUCCAGGCUGGACCGUGAGACGUGGCGGCGGCUGCCGGCACUGCGGGAGCUGCGGCUGUCGGGGAACCCGGUGGCGGCAGUGCAAGCCGGCGACCUGGACGGGCUGCGAACCCUGGCCCGCCUAGAUGCCAGCGACCUGCCACAGUGCACCCGCAUCGAGGCUGCCGCUUUCCGCGGGCUGAGGUCCCUCCAGGAGCUCGCCGUCUACGGAUACCCCAGGCUGGGCUUCCUGGAUGUGCGCGCCGUGCUGCGUGGCCUGCCCCCGCUGGAGAGCCUGGACCUGGAGGCGACGGAGGCGUCCCUCGGCAGCGACCAGCUGGCGGCCACACUGCACCCCCGGCUGCGCCACCUCGGGCUGCACGGCCGCGCGCUGCGACAGGUGUCCGGGGGCGCACUGGCCGGGCUCCGUGCAUCCGGCCUCGAGGUGUGGCUGCGCAACACGUCUGUAUCGUCACUGCCGCCCGCACUCUUCUUCGCGCUGCCGCGCUCCAGCCGCGUGCUGCUAGACGUGACGGGCAGCCGCGUGACGUCGCUCGGCGCCCCCGUGCUGUCGGCACUGGACGAACGGCGGGCCGGUGUCUCCCUGAGGGGCCUGGCUUCGAAUCCGGUGCGUUGCGACUGCCACGCGCGGCCCCUGAGGAGGUGGCUGACCGGGUCCACUGGGCGUGACAUGCAGGUCACCUGCGCGAGCCCCGCCUCUCUGUCCGGCCGCCUGCUGUCGGACGUGGACGACUCGGAGCUGACGUGCGACGCCGCCUCCAGCACCGCCGCGACGGAGGCGCCCGCCGCUUCCGUCUCCACGGUGCCGCCCCCGGCGGACGAGCCGGACAUCAUAUGGACGGCCAAGCCAGCCUCACGGCCCGGCGGCACCGCCGGCCAGGGGGGCGCGAGCGGCGGCGAAGGGGACGGCGGGAAACCGGCCGCGCCCGGUACGGUGCCUGGGCCGGCUGCGGCGGCGCCGGUGCAGCCGCGACCCAACGACGACACGCUCAUCAUCGGCAUCGUGGUGGGUGUCGUCGCCUUCAUCGCUAUCCUGGUGGCCGGGGUCUGCGUCAUCCGCGGGCGCGGAGUCGGCGGCGGCGGGGGCGGCGGCGGGGGCGGGAACGGUGCCGGCGGCCGGCCCGCGUCGUCCCAGUACCGCGGGGGCGGCCCCGGCUCGGCGCCCGGUUCUACGUGUACUUGUGUGAAACCGCCGGUGCCGCUGGCACCGCCCCCCGUGUACUACACGCUGCCCGGCAAGCACGGUCACCUGCGGGUCGCACCGGCGCCCGCACAGCAGGUGCCGCCGUACCUGCAGGGUCCGGGACCGGGGCCGGGGCUGGGGCCCAGCCCGUACUACCUGGCCUACCCUGCCGAGGACAAGGACUACCGGUGAACGGGCAGGCUACACACCUAGUGUGCACCUGCACCAGUGUGCAUCGACAGGAGUCCCUGGCGCCGAGGAAAGAACGGCUGUUAAAUCCCUAUUUCUUCGUCUGAUAUUUACACUGUAUAUCUGUUGUCCAUCUUCUGACUGAGCUGACAGACAGAAGCUACAGUACCUGAUCUACCCUUUUUAAACCCACAGAUGAGAGCUGUCUGCAGAAUGAACUGCGUACUAUCCACAACAGAUUUCGUAAGGCAUCAGAGAUAAAAACAAAAGAUCAACUCGAGAGGGGUAGGAGGUAAAACGGGCCAACUUGGAGCAGGAGAGGCAUCACAGGAUAUUUUAAUUUCCAGUGUCUAUACUUUUACAAAUAAAUUCAUAAAAGUUUGUCAGCAUCACCAGGAAGGGUUCAGAAUUCACACUCAUUGCAGUGGAAGUUCGAAAACACAAUGAAGUAAUUUUUUUUUUUUUUACAUGUGAAAUUUCAUCACUUUUUCACUUACUAGUGGCUGCAUUUGUUGUUAUAGGUACACAUUUCUUCAUAAGUAAGAGAGAUGCUUCGAUGAGUUUUGCACAGCAUACAUACCAUACUUGCAGGUGUAUGAAACUCUAGAAUUUAUUUAAUUUAUGAAAAAACGAAUGAGCUGUUAUAUUUUUAAACUUCAUGUUAAGAAAAAACACAAAUUUUAUAGUUAAUUACCUCAAUUUUUACCACAGUUUUAAUAGAUUUCGAAAAUUCUAGAGUUUCAUACACCUUUAAGUAUGGUUUGUAUGCUGUGCAAAAUUCAUUGAAGCAUCUCUCUUACUUAUGAAGAAAUGUGUACCUAUAGCAACAAAUGCUGCCAUUAGUAAGUGUAAAAAAAAAAUGAUGAAAUUUCACAUGUAAAAAAAUUACUACAUUAUGUUUUCGAACUUCCACUGCUAUGAGUGUGAAUUCUGAAUCCUUCCUGGUCAUGCUGACAAAGUGUUAUGAGUUUAUUUGUAAAAGUAUAGACAGUGGAAAUAAAAUGUUCUUGGUGCGUAUCCUGCUGCAAGUCGGCACGUUUGACGUCCUACUCCCCUUAAGGAAUGAGGGAGGUGAUACAGAGAGAUUAAAAUCAGUGGCUUUCAUGCUGUAUAUGGCAAUUUAUCUUCAAACUGUUUCAUCACCACCAAGUGCAAAGUUAAAGUGGUUUUUAAUCUCUCGCCAAACACAGCAGUCGUUUCGAGGUCCUCCGGAGGUAACCUGAUGUUGUGCACGGGUGGGAUUUAUGAGAUCCCGUGUGAGUGUGGCCAUUCAUACAUUGGGGGGAUAAUGCCUACAGUCUGUGAAAGGUGCACUGAACUGAAAGCAUGCUCCUCCCUUACAGCCCAAUAAAUCAGUUGUGACAGAGCACUGCAUCUACACCAUUCUCUCAGUGUAGCAUGAUGUUACCGAAUUUAUGGCAGGCUCUUCAUCUUUUUGGGACUCAGUGGUGAAGGAUGCAGGCUCAAUGGUGAAGGAUGCAGGCUCAGUGGUGAAGGAUACAUUACAAAUUUAGUGAAGAACUUAAUUAACAAACAUAGUGAUUUCAGCAUGGAAUCCAGCACUUUCUUUAACAAACUUCCAAAGAUGUUACUACAGUGCUGCAACUAAAGACAGGUCGAUAUCUCAGCACGCGUCAACCAACUGACCGCAGAUUCAGUUUACGCAUAGCUCUUUACGCCAAAUGACAUCUCUAACACUCGUGUAUCUGCCGCAUGCACAGUGGUUAAAUAGCGUCAGUGUGUCAUAUCGGUUGGAAGGUGGUCAAACGAUAUAUGGCCAAGAUAUCAGGUGAAGAAAUAGGACCUUAACAGUUGCAUGCCCAGAAUGUAAUGGACCAAUAUAAUGUGCUGUAUGACACUUUCCUGAUGUAACAAUUGCUUGAAAGUUUUUCAGAUGUAGUGUCAGAUGCUCUUGUGAAAACUGUAAAUUAUCUCAAUGGAGCAAUUGCUUGUCCUCUUGUGAUGAGACUGUGGUGAGCUGUGGUGGCAGUCCUCACUAGAAUUGCGUAGGAGGGGCUUUCAAACCGUCACAGUGGAUGCGGAAUUCCAGAGCCAUCUGCAGUUUGUGUCAGGUCCUGUACCUAGGUGGUGGUUGGCAACAGCGUAAGUUUCUGGCUGAUCUAGCCUGGUGUGGUAGUAUAAGAUUAUGUGGUCUGCUGUGACCUAUUGGGACUCCACUACCAGAGAACCAUUCAAAAUAAGUUUCCCAAAUGAUUCAAUUGACAGAUGUAGGAACUCAGUUCAGCAAGUUGUCGGAACUGAUGUCAUCACACUAAAAUCGGGGAAACAGACCCGAUAACUGGACCUCGGAGCCGGGUCAGCUCGCCCAGGUGCCGGUGGCUCGCCCCGUCACGUAUGCGAGGCUCUGCGCGGUCACGUCUUUCUUCAGCCGGACUCUCUGGAAGCCAGUUCUCUUGCACUGAUGUGAUGCCCACAAUUCCCAACCGACCUCUCAGUUGCUUUGCUUUCCUAGCCAGCGAGUUAGCACGUAUGCUGCUCUGCUGCUACACCUCCCCACAGUCACACCUGAAGAUGACGAGUAAUUAUCCUCUUGAAAUACUGCAAAAGUUGUCCUGGCUGCAGCUGACAUUACACAUGAGAACCUCCCAAGCUGGCAGAUUGCUCAAAUACGUCAUCCAUCCAAUACACAAUGGUCCACCUGCAUAGAAAAUUAGCCAAUGUGUGAUGAAGAAAAUACAGCUGAAACUGUUAGAUUGACCUGGAAAAGUGGAGUCUACAAAAGUAAAUGAUGAACACUGUAAACUAUACUGCAGUACCAGAACCCAUUGUAGGCACACUUUCCGUGAGAUGUGGGCAGUUAGCUGAGCUGUCAGGAUACACCUUUGGAUCAGACCAGAAGCAACAAUUGUAAGCUCCUUCUCACAUAUUUGUACUUCAGUCUUGAGUGAGGUAGCUAAGGCAAUGAUGGAGACACAGGAUUCAAUUAAAAAAGAGUGAUGUUGCAAAUCCCUGUCCAGCCUUAUCUGUGUUUACUAUGAUUUCUUUAAGUCACUUAGGACAAAUGCCCUGAUGAUUCCUCUGGAAGGGAUACAGCUUAUUUAUUUUCCCAUCCGUCCCCACAGCGAGCUUGUGAUCUGUCUGUAACGACCUAUAAUUUGGCUGAUGGGACAUAAACCCCCUAAUCCUUCUUUUUUACAAUAUCCACAAAAGUUUCUCCAGACUGGUGCCACAUUAGCAUUCCUCAUGAAGAGGCACAGAAUUUUAACCAGCCAAAAUGUAAUCAAAAUGGUUGUUGUUUUCUGGAAAUUAACUAAUUCUCAUGCUGUCACAAAACUGAUCUGUGCUCUUUCGUGUUUUCUUUAAUGUUGCUAAUAAGGAAGAUCACCGUACCUCCUCGGCAAUCUAGUCGUGUAUAAAACUGUAACUGAGAAACAGUGCUGUUGAACUGUGUAAUGUGUUGAAUGUGGAGUGAAGACAGAAGGUGCAUUCAGUCCACAGACAUCUGAAAGAUUGAAAAUGUUGCUGAGAUUUUGGUCUACCACCUACUUCAGAGCUAACUAACAAAACCACACUAAUGUGUAUCCUUACAAACAUACACACACAGUUGUCUGCGCACACAGUUAGCUUGUCCCAACUAACUACAUUGUUUCUGUGUGUUUUGUAUAUGUUCAGUGAAAUAAGACAUGCAGUUUUUGUGGGAUGACUGACUCCAAAUGCUUGUCACACGCAGUUCCUGUCACAAUGUUCUCUCACUAACAGAUGGGGAUGGACUUUCAUGCAUUACCUGCUGCCAUUCCUAUCAGGUUUGGAAGCAAUUUUGAUUCACAAGCCGUGAAACAUGUCUCCAGUCACUCUCGGUCAGGAUAUUUUUCCAACCACAUUUCUGACAUUGUGUUUCAUGGCUACAUUCAUUAUACCACUGAUGUAGGCAAAUUGAAUGGUCCACUGCAAACCAACAGAUCCAGCAACUUAACUUCACACAUUCUACAUGGCCAUGGGCACGGUCAAACAUGAUUGCCUGUUUUUGCUACUCUGUCAUGUUCUUACAUUGACACAUGUUUAUGUACAAUAUCCAUUCGAAACAUAAAUGUCUCACUGAUCAAUACUUCCAGAUGCUGACAUAGAGGCAGUGCACAGUUGAGCAUGUCACUUGAUUGCUGCACCAUUUGUAAAGGUCUACGAUUCAUUUGUGUGUGCGCAUUGUGGUGACUAGUUUUUUGUCCGGUGAUCUUAUUAUUGCUUUAGCUGAAAUAAUAUCAGAAUUCUAAAUCUCUUUAUACAAAUGAAGAACUGCUCAACUCAUUGAAAAGAGAAAGGAGCCAUCAGCUUUAGAUGCAACAAAAAAGAUUUGUUGAAUCCUGUGUCAAAAUUCUAUAUUGUUUAAAUCAACCAAUGGUAAAUCCAGGAUGGAAUGUAACAAUAUUAUUAUUAUUAUUAUUAUUAUUAUAUAUUGUUUAUUUAGAAGUGACUCUUUCUCCAAUUGUUGUCAAAUGGUUUAACUUUAUCUGUUCUGACUGUCAUGUGGGACAGUACAGAAACUUUCAGUUUGUUCCCUUCCUUCUCACAUAAAAUCCGAAGUGCGCCUCCUUCACAUCAUUUGCAUGACAGAUCUAAAGACAGGUAAAUUCAGACUGAACAUGACCUAUUUUCUUCCAUACUUUGUGUAUUAUUGAUGGAUCAGCCAGAUACUGUGUAUUUCCCAUUAAAAACAUGGAGGCUUUGUGCACAGUGCACACAGCAUUUGCAUAAAUAUCAUAUUAAGAGAAUAUUUAAGAUACCAACUCUCACAAUCAUUUGUAAUACCUGAUCUUUCUCAGUAGAUAUGCUCUAAAUCUCCCCAUCAUUUCUUCCCCUUGGUUAACUAUUAUCUGGAAGAGGAAUUAAUGGGUCACAAGAUGUGAUGGGCAUGCUAAAGAUUCAAGUCAUGUGUAAGAAAGUCUUUGUGAUGGUGCUAUUAGAGGUAGCUCUAUCUCUAUCUGUAACUGGUGUUCUGAUGUUCCAAACCGGUCACUUUUGUCACUGUUUUAAUGACAGUGGUAAUACAGCUAUGCUCAUCUUCCACUUCUGUACCACAUAGUUAAAAUGUUAAAAUUGUUAAACAAAUGCACUAUAAUUGCAGUUCCGUAACAAGUACAGUUGAAUGUUUCGUCUAGGAGAAAACAGAAGAGGAUUUUGGGCAAUGCUGUUGUGCUUGUGUCUAUUUAUGUAUGUUCAAUAGUAUUUGUAAAUAAAAUGUUGUUUUAAUGUUUUGUACCAUUUUUUUGUUUGUUUAAUGUUUACUCAACUCCGAAGUUAUAUCCGUGACGGUGCACACUUUAAGUACAAAAAGGUCCUAAUAUUUAUCGCCGCAGAUUGUUAUACUCUCCUGUACUGUAAUGCACUGUCAUUUUCUUGUUUUCUUUAAUAAAAUGAGAAACAGUAAUAUA